This is a messenger RNA of Lottia gigantea (owl limpet), 717 nucleotides long. RefSeq lists its product as hypothetical. The record is from RefSeq and is a predicted model, not a curated record. The transcript is spliced from 2 exons. The annotation marks the transcript as partial. Lineage: Eukaryota; Metazoa; Mollusca; Gastropoda; Lottiidae.
CGUUUUGUCUUUUUCGACUUUGAAUGUCAGCAGGAUUCGGGAGAUCACAUACCCAACUUGUGUGUUUUGCAGCUCUGUUGUCAUUUCUGCAUUCAAAGCAAAGAUCCCUGUCCAUACUGCGAUUCGUAUUGGAACCAAGAAAAAGAAAUGGUAAUGAAGGGACCCGAUACGCUAGACCAAGUGGGUCGUUGGUUUAUUCGUCUGGCUGGUCGUCGAAUGGUUGAGGGAGGAACCGCAAACAGCAACGUCAAGAAAUCAUCCCAAGUGAUCUGUGUAGCCCAUAAUUUCAAGGGUUACGAUGGUAUAUUGAUGAUGCAGACCAUUCACAAACACGCCAUUGCUGCUCCCGAAGUGAUUAUGACCGGUGGUAAAAAGGGUUAUUUUCCGCAUUUUUUCAAUAAACCCGAAAACGCCAGCUACGUUGGACCCUAUCCGCCUCAAGAAACCUACGACCCUGAUGGGAUGAACGCCAAGGAGAGGGAAAAGUUUUUAAAAUGGUACCACGAACGCAAACAGGACACGUUUGAUUUCAGCAGAGAAAUUCUAGCCUAUUGCCAGAGCGACGUCGAUAUUUUGAGAAGAAGCUGUGGAGAGUUUCGUCGCAUCUUCCUUAACGACACCGGAAUCGAUCCACUAGCCUCGAGCAUGACGUUGGCAGCGGCGUGUAAUCGAGUGUACCGAACGCAUUAUUUGCCCCUGGACACUAUUUCCAUCAUU